Molecule: messenger RNA, 3065 nt
Organism: Plectropomus leopardus (leopard coralgrouper)
Lineage: Eukaryota; Metazoa; Chordata; Actinopteri; Perciformes; Serranidae
Source: RefSeq, a predicted model, not a curated record
UCAUUCUGACUCAUUUUCCGUGCAAUAAACCAGGGAGUCUCUUAACUGAUGGGAGAUUAACAUCUUUUGCAGUUUGAAUGUGCCUGGGACCUGAGAUUCACAUGAGCUUUCAAAAUCAUUCAUCGACCAGCAUGGGCAUCAAAGUAGCUGUGAGCUGUACUGUCUUGUACAUCCUACUGGACCUGAUCGUCACCACUGUCCUCUAUACACAUGGAUCACACUUGAGUAUAUUCAAAAAGGAAGCCCUGAACUUUAAUGUCCUCCAGUCAGCGCUGGACCUCUGGGGGACUGUGCUGCUCAGAGCCUCCCUCCUCCUGGGAGCCUCCAUAGGGGUGUCAUGGAACAGACAAGACGGCCCACAGAGGGCAGCUAAACUCACCACCUUCAUUCUCUUCAUCUGCCUGAUGGUCUUCACCUACGCCCUGACCAAGCUGCUGAUGCUGAGCGAGCUGAAGCCUCUGGCCCAACAGCCCUGGUUCCUCAGCUUGAUAUGUUGGACUUGUGCUUCCUCUCUGGGUGUUGUGCUGCUCUGGAGGAUGCUCGGGAAGGAGUCCAAGUCCGUGAGCAGCAUCAGUGGAGGAGGACGGGGCUCAGAGGACUCUGAAAAGCUGGUGGGGACAGCUGGUGAGGAGGAGCAGGAGGUGGGGGGUGAGAGGAAGAAGAAGAAGGAGAAGGAUGAGGGGAGCCAGGAGAAGGAGGCAACCAGCUCGGGGGUCACACUGUGUCGUCUGCUGACCUACUGCAGAAAGGACAGCGGGCUGCUGUCUGUAGCCUUCCUCUUCCUCCUCAUCUCUGCUGUGUGUGAGGCCUUCAUACCGUACUACUACGGGAAAGCAAUAGACAGCAUUGUGGUUCAUCAGAGUAUGGAGUACUUCGCUAAGCCUGUCAUCACACUGGGAGUGCUGGCCUUUUCCAGCUCAAUUGCAAUGGGAGUGCGUGGAGGAGUCUUCACCCUGGCGUUUGCAAAAUUAAACCUUCGGCUCAGGAACCAUCUCUUCAGAAAUCUGAUGAGGCAGGAAAUCGCCUUUUUUGAUGAAAACCAUACAGGUGACAUCCUUUCACGUCUGUCAGCUGACACCACCCAAGUGAGUGACCUCAUCUCCCAGAAUGUGAACAUCUUCCUGCGGAGCGCCGUCAAGGGCAUUGGCUUUUUUAUUUUCAUGUUUGGUAUGUCCUGGAAGCUCACAAUGGUGACCAUCAUGGCAUUCCCUUUCAUCAGCCUUGUCUCCAAAUUUUAUGGCGAUUACUACAAGGAACUGACCAAAGAGGUGCAAACAACCCUCGCAGAGGCCAGCAAAGUUGCAGAGGAAACCAUUUCAUCCAUGAGGACGGUACGGAGCUUCGCCAACGAGUGCGGGGAGGCCGAUUCUUACUACAGCAAGCUUCUGGUCAUGUUCCAGCUCAACAAAAAACAAGCCCUGGCCUACGCUUGCUACAUGUGGUCCAGUUGUAUCUCGGAGCUUGCUUUACAAGUGGCCAUCCUCUACUAUGGCGGCCACCUCGUACUAACCGGUCAGAUGAGCAGCGGUGCCUUGAUAUCUUUUUUCAUAUACAUGCUCCAACUGGGGGAAUGUCUCGAGAGUAUUGCGUCGGUGUACACGGGCCUCAUGCAGGGUGUUGGAGCUGCUGAGAAGGUUUUCGAGUACCUGGACAGGGAACCCAAACACCCAGCUGACAGCACAGAGGCUCCGGAUAUGUGCACGGGUUUGGUUGAAUUUAAAGACAUCACAUUUGCCUAUCCAACUCGCCCUGAGACUGACAUUCUCAAGGGAGUGUCAUUCACUCUGCGUCCUGGCGAGGUGACUGCCCUCGUGGGACCUUCAGGCAGUGGGAAGAGCUCUUGCGUGAGUCUGCUGGAAAACUUCUACCUUCCACAGCAAGGCCAAGUGCUGCUGGAUGGAAAGCCUGUGCACACCAUCCAGCAUGACUACCUCCACUCCAAGGUCGCUCUUGUGGGCCAAGAGCCUGUGCUGUUUGCCCGGACGGUCGAGGAGAACAUCGCCUAUGGCCUGACCGACGUCCCCAUGGAGACUGUUGAGCAGGCUGCCAUCAAGGCUAAUGCUCACGAUUUUAUCACCAUGCUCCCUGCAGGCUAUGAGACUAGUGUUGGAGAAAAAGGCACCCAGUUGUCAGGGGGGCAGAAACAAAUGGCCAUUGCAAGAGCGCUCAUCCGCAAACCUCGUGUUCUUAUCCUGGACGAGGCGACCAGUGCCCUGGAUGCAGAGAGCGAACACAUUGUUCAGACGGCUCUGAACAACAUCAUGCAGGAGCACACAGUGUUGGUGAUCGCCCAUCGGCUCAGCACAGUGGAGAAGGCAGACAACAUCAUCGUGAUCGACAAGGGCCAUGUGGUGGAACAGGGGUCUCACAGUCAGCUGAUGGCCAGCGGGGGGCUUUACUACAAGCUGGUGCAAAGGCAGGUCCUGGGCAUCGAGACGGGGGAUGAGGUCCUCAACCCAUCGGAAAAACUAAACUGGAAGUCUGAUGGUGAAAAGCAGCGCAGAAGACUAAGCAGCAGCAGCAGCAGCAGCGCCAGUGAUUCUGAGCGCAAUAUGCGUUACUGAGAAAAAACUGUGUGGAAAUGGGACUGAAAUGCUGGAGGGUUUAUAGCAUUUUUUUUUGUAUAUUCUGAGAUUCAAAAUGCACCACAGCAGCUAUUUUGUGCAGAUAUUCAUGUAACCAUUUUCAUGCAAAGAGUAGAAGUCCUCAAACAAAACUUACACCACAGAACAUUCAAAACACUACAAUCUAGGAUCCUUAUAUUAUUUAAAGGGGAAGUUCAGAUUUAUGAAGGUGGGUUGUAUGAGGUACUUAGUCAAUGUAUUACAUACUAUAGAUGCCAGUCAGGAUGCCCUCAGUUUGUAGAAGCAGUAGGAGUGCUGAAACAGAAGCUAAGCAAUGUACUGCUGUUGAUGGAGACCAGCAACAAAACAUAGUUUAGACACCUAUAAAGGUCUCUUCUAAAAAAAACCAAAUAUAUAACACAAGCGUACACUGUAUUGAGAGUAUUUUCAUUGUUUUACCUUUCUGUCAGACAGCAUAACAGACUAGCUGUUAACAGCUUC